Molecule: messenger RNA, 2340 nt
Organism: Talaromyces marneffei
Lineage: Eukaryota; Fungi; Ascomycota; Eurotiomycetes; Eurotiales; Trichocomaceae
Exons: 4
Coding region: 1-2340 (779 amino acids)
Biological process (GO): regulation of DNA-templated transcription; DNA-templated transcription
Molecular function (GO): DNA-binding transcription factor activity, RNA polymerase II-specific; zinc ion binding; DNA binding
Source: RefSeq, a predicted model, not a curated record
AUGGCGUCUUCUCUAUCUCCUCAGACUUCGCUACCGCCGCCAUCUGCUCUUGCAUCCGCUCCCCCGAGCAGACCUAGCAGUGGAUUGCAGAUGGCAUACUUGUUGCAUCCACCCGCUCAACAAGGCCCUACGCUGCCCAUUCCCACUUCUUCUCCUUAUACUCAUUCCUACGACUCAGGCACUGGAUCUCCAGCUGACCGCUCAUCCGUUUUGACGGAUGGGAAUGGCUCUCUUCCCGAUGCUCCAAGCCUUGCGCCUCAUUUGGGAAGCGCUGCAGGACAGCCUCAGCAGAAGAGGGCUUAUCGGCAAAGACGAAAGGAUCCUAGUUGCGACGCUUGUCGAGAACGCAAGGUCAAGUGCGACGCUUCCGAAUCUUCGAGCUGUACAGAAUGUUCGAACCGCAAGGUUCGUUGUCAGUUUACCAAGGAAACAAACAGGCGCAUGUCUUCAAUAAAACAAGUGCAAGACUUGGAGAAGCAGCUUAGCAGCACCAAACAGCAACUGCAACAACUUCGAUCAGGUGUUAUGAAGGCGGAUAAUGUGAUGGAUAUUGAAUUCGAUAUCAGCGGCCAACCAGUGCUAAAACUUCCAGAUGUCGGCGGCCGACCCGUACGACAGAACCGACCUCCAGUAUCUCAGGAUUUCUCGAGAGUGCGCGCCAACGUGCGUACCUAUGGAGCUGGUAUUGUCAAAGUGCCACCCCCAUAUCGACAAGUGUUGCCAUCUUCCUUCAUCACAGACAACGGGCCGGCGCUGCCUUCAAAACCCCUCGCAGACAGAUUGUUAGCUCAGUAUCAUGCCUAUGUGCACUCGGUUUUGCCCAUUAUUCACUGGCCGAGCUUCACUGCAGAGUAUGAAAAAGUGUAUCAGCGGGGAACACUGCGCGGAAGCCUUCGAGAGUGGGCGGCUGUGCUGUUUGGUGUUUUGGCUUGCGGUGUGAUGCACUCCCUAGAACCAAACAAGAAACAAGAUGCGCAAGCAUAUUUAUUGGUAUCGCAAACGAUACUUGAUAUGUGGUUGGAUGAUUUCACCCUGGAUCAGGCACGUGUCUCGCUUCUCAUAAGUAUUGUCUUAUACGAGAUGAACUCCAGGUCUUCAAGUUGGGUCUGGCUCGGUUCGGCUGUUCGAGUAGCACAAGAUAUCGGUCUUCAUAUCGAAUCCGGUCCAUGGUCAACAGUUGAGCGAGAAAUGAGGAGACGGCUUUGGUGGGGGAUCUACGCUUGGGACAGGCUAUUGUCUCUCGAACUAGGUAAACCUAUUUCAAUUCAUGACCAGGAUUGUGAUGUCGACCUUCCGUGCCCUGUUGAUGAGCAGUUCAUUGCAGAAGGGGCUAGAUUACCGGAAGGCUCAAAUACGAACUCUUUACUAGCUACCAUUCAUGUCGUGCGCUCAAUUGGGCAACUUACUAAGACGUUGAGAUCCCCAGUUGUCAGCCCUGCGACACUCGAGAUCUUUGAUCGCCACUUCAAUGCUUGUUUGGCAACAUUCCCUGUCCACUUCCAUCCAAAGUCAGAUAGUCUACUCGAUCCGAGCUCUUUAGCGCCAAUCAUUUAUCUCCAGAAUGCUCGUUUCGUUCUACAUCGCCAUAACAUCUCGCCGUACUGUCCUGCUGAUGUCCGGUUCCCCGCUCUAGAUCACUGUCUAAUGAUUGCUCAAGAUACUGCCCGUGUGCUAUCGCGAUGCAUGCAUUCACCACCACCAGUUGCUCCAACUUCGGCAUAUGGUGGCGCGCGCAGUGAUUGGCAGACCUCUCUGGCGUCUUCAGCGUCGACUCUGUUGUGUACACAUAUCUGGCGCUGCUUGUUGAUUUUGAUUUUCAAGGAAGAUUUUGCGGCGGCUUCGGUAUGUGUGCAAGCUUGCAAGGUCAUUAGCGAUCACCGCAUUGCCAUGGCGUCUUGCGGCCGCUAUGUUGCUUUCUUCCUAAGGAUUCUCCUGGAUCGUCUACGGCGUAAUGAUUCAACGCCAAUUGAUCGAGAUGAAGAAAUGCUCGCAUAUGUGUCGGGGGAUAUGCAAAGUACCACGACCGGUAGCUGGAUCUGGCAAGGAAGCGAGACGGGAACACAAUUGGAAAAUGUGCCGUCGCAAUCAUCGCCAUACGCUUCAUCGGCCGCUAGCGGUGCGGGCAGAGCAUCUAAUGAGACGGAAUGGGAGGGUUGGGACUGGAUCGACGGAACAUUGCAAUACCUGGCUGGCGAAUUACGCCAACGCAGCUAUGAUCGACGAGAUGUCCCGCCAGUUCGGAUUGCGGCCCCUGCUCCUCACAAGAUCGAGGAGUCGACAGGCAGCACUUCGAGAUCAAGUGCACCUAACUCGCGUAUGACCAUCGCCAACAUUAUUUAG